Molecule: messenger RNA, 2882 nt
Organism: Klebsormidium nitens
Lineage: Eukaryota; Viridiplantae; Streptophyta; Klebsormidiophyceae; Klebsormidiales; Klebsormidiaceae
Source: the annotation of a GenBank genome assembly
GACGCUGUUGCAACUGUAACAGCUCGCAGCUCGGCGGAAGACUUUCAAAGUCACUUCUGAACUUUGAAGGGACAAGCUAGGACGCGCGGUGCGUCUCUCCUCCAGCUGGCUCGUUGCACGGUUGCCUCUCACAAGGGCAUCUGGAGACCGCCAUUUCUUUGCACGCAUAAAGAGCUCUUGCAUCUCCUUAGUGCGGAUCCAGUUUUUCCUCUUCACGCGUCUGGCCUGCUUUGCAUCUGAAUCGAAAAGCAGGAAGCGCUCUCUCUUGAAGCGGCAAUCAUGUCGUCGCAGUACGUGCCAAAAACCGUGUUGAUCACUGGGGCAGCGGGGUUCAUCGCUUCCCAUGUUGCAAACAGGCUGGUCCGCAAGUACCCGGACUACAAGAUCAUUGUCCUAGACAAGUUGGACUACUGCUCUGACAUCAAGAAUCUAAAUCCCUCUCGAGGAAAGCCAAACUUCAAGUUUAUCAAGGGAGACAUCGGCAGCGCCGAUCUGGUCAACUAUGUUCUCAUGUCAGAGAACGUGGAUACCAUCAUGCAUUUUGCUGCACAGACGCACGUCGACAACUCCUUUGGAAACUCCUUCACCUUCACGCAGAACAACAUCUACGGCACUCAUGUUCUUCUCGAGUCUUGCAAGCAGCUUGGAACCAUCAAACGGUUCAUCCACGUGAGCACGGAUGAGGUUUAUGGCGAGACUGAAGCAGAUGCUCAGGUUGGCAACCACGAAGCUUCUCAGCUCCUUCCAACCAACCCCUAUUCUGCUACUAAGGCCGGCGCUGAGAUGCUUGUCAUGGCUUAUGGCCAUAGCUACAAACUUCCCUUCAUCACCACCCGGGGUAACAACGUGUAUGGUCCCAAUCAGUUCCCUGAGAAGCUCAUUCCCAAGUUCCUCCUCCUGGCCAUGGCUGGCAAGCCGCUGCCAAUCCACGGAGAUGGCUGCAACGUGCGCAGCUACCUGUAUUGCGAGGAUGUUGCUGAGGCUUUUGAGUGCAUCCUCCACAAGGGUGAGAUUGGCCAUGUGUACAACAUCGGUACACAGAAGGAGCGCCGGGUGAAGGAUGUCGCUGGAGACAUCUGCAAUUUGGUGGGCGUGGAUUCGGAGAAGGUGGUUCACUUCGUGGAGAACCGGCCUUUCAAUGAUCAGCGGUACUUCCUGGACGACAAGAAGUUGAAGCAGCUAGGCUGGGAGGAGCGCACCUCGUGGAAGGAUGGCCUCCAGAAGACCAUGGAGUGGUACCGCGACAACAAGGACUGGUGGGGUGAUGUCUCUGGGGCGCUCGUUGCCCACCCUCGCCUUGGCGCAGGCGUCGGAAGCGCCUCCAGCAAGGACCUCAAGCUGGCCGUUGGAGUCGAGGAGGAGGAGAAGGCGGCCGGUGCCAGCAGCCCGCCCCCGACCACGACUCCCAAAAUGGUGCACCCUUCCAUCACGCCCAUCAGCGCCAAGGACAGCAACAAGCACCUCAAGUUCCUGAUCUACGGCAGGACCGGCUGGAUUGGUGGCCUCCUCGGCAAGAUGUGCGCAGAGUUGGGGAUCGACUACGAGUAUGGCGCCAACAGACUGGAGGACCGGAGGGGAGUCGAGGAGGACAUUGAGCGCGUGAAGCCGACGCACGUUUUCAACGCCGCUGGGGUCACUGGCCGGCCAAACGUCGACUGGUGCGAGACGCACAGACCCGAGACCAUCAGGGCCAACGUCGUUGGGGUGCUGACGCUCGCCGAUGUCACGCGAGAGCACAACCUCAACCUGGUGAAUUAUGCCACCGGGUGCAUCUUCGAGUACGACGACAAGCAUCCCGAGGGCAGCGGCAUCGGCUUCAAGGAGGAGGAUUUCGCCAACUUCCGGGGCAGCUUCUACUCCAACACCAAGGCCAUGGUGGAGGAGCUCCUGCGUGAGUACGACAACGUGUGCACGCUGCGCGUCCGGAUGCCCAUCAGCAUCGACCUCGCCAACCCCCGCAACUUCAUCACCAAGAUCGCGCGCUACGAGAAGGUCGUCAACAUCCCCAACAGCAUGACUGUCCUGGACGAGCUCCUCCCGCUCUCCAUCGAGAUGGCCAAGCGUGGCCUGACUGGCAUCUGGAAUUUCACCAACCCUGGCGUCAUCAGCCACAACGAGGUGCUCCAGCUCUACAAGGAGUUCAUCAAGCCCGACUUCUCCUGGAAGAACUUCACCCUCGAGGAGCAGGCCAAGGUCAUCGUGGCUGCCCGGAGCAACAACGAGUUGGACAUGUCCAAGAUGAAGAAGGAGUUCCCCAGCCUCCUCGGGAUCAAGGAGUCCCUGGUCAAGUACGUCUUCGAGCCCAACAAGAAGGCCCUUGAAGCGCAGAAGGCCAAUGGAGGAUCUCUGAACGUCGUCCCGCCUCCCACUCCUGACUUCAGCCGCAAGUAGAUAACGGCUAACUCAGCCCAAGUAACUACUAGUAGCGCUGACAUACUGCAGAUUCCAAACCGUAUCCGGGAACGGUGCCCUUGUGGCUUUCAUGGUUCGUUCUAGGACUGUGUACGAGAACCUUGUGGCUUUUAGGGUUCGUUCUAGGACUGUGUACGAGGUGACAGACAGGCUCUAGGCUACUUCUGCAGUAUAUCCUGGUUCCAUCACAAGCUAGUCAAUGUAGAAAUAAGCGACGUGCGACCAUUAGUAUGUGGUCGUAUUUAUGCUAGAAAGUUUACAGAACCGUCCAUUACGUAAAGCGCUGCCAAGAGUCUGGAUCCACCAGUAUCCGCUAAACCGAGUUUGAUCUUGAUCGUUCGUACGAGCUCCAUGACAUGUAGUUGAGGUGUAUCAAUAUUGGCCGGGUGUGGUCAUUAUGAUGCAUUGCAUGCGAGAAAAAUGAUCGUACGCACCAGCUUCGGAUUUCUACAUGUACGUGGUUAGUGGCA